This is a messenger RNA of Spirometra erinaceieuropaei, 13609 nucleotides long. NCBI's taxonomy places the organism in Eukaryota, Metazoa, Platyhelminthes, Cestoda, Diphyllobothriidea, Diphyllobothriidae. The record is from the annotation of a GenBank genome assembly.
AUGAAUGGCUGCCACUUUGGUGGUGGUGGUGGUGUUGGUGGUGGCGGUGGUGGUGGUGGCGGCGGCGGCGGCGGCGGUGGUGGUGGUGGUGGUGAUGGUUGUGGACAUCGCGGGGACUGCAGAAAGUAUGCCAGUGGAGAUUUUUGGAGACGGUGGGUGAAAUGGCUGUGGUUUUAUUUCAUGGAGUCCGAUGAUGUCCGGCGAGGUCGAUUCGUGUGCAUAAUGUCUGUUAACAGAGUAGACACUAUGGAAAUGGUUGGGUGUUGUGGUUGUUGGUCCGCGACAUAUGAGGCUUGCGAGCCGCUCCUUUUGCUAUGGCAGAGGCAUUCACGCUGACUUCGCAGACUGCCGCUCUAGUCUUCUCUGCGCUUUUCCCGUCCAGCUGAUCCAGGGCAAGGUUCUCCCAGGUCUCGAGUUGAUGAACAGAUGCUUGGGAGAAUUCUUCGGGGUGUCCUUUCAACGCUCUCUUAUUCGCCUUGUUGAGAACACCCGUGGCGACGUCGCCCUAGAAGAAUCGUCUGUAUUGCCGUUCAUCAGACAUCCUUAUGACAUGGUCGCUCUAGCUCAGUUAUAGUUACAUUAGCAUUGCGUGGAUGCUGAGGAUUCUGCCCCGUCCUUAGACUUCCGUUUCAGGUUUCCUCCGUGCCACCUCGGUUUUUAUAUUCUACGGAGGCAGCCGAGUUGGAAAUGGUAAACCCCUGGCUUUGUUAGCGGAGACGAUCCGUGUCUCCGUCCCCCACAGCAGCGUCAUCAACACUGCUAACCUGGGACAGCUGGUGUUUUAUGUGGAGACAAAAGCCGUGGUGAUUCCAGUCUGAGACCCGCAGAAUUCGGAGAUCUGGUGGGUUACUACGUCAUGAGUCGUGGUGUUGUUUGAGACUGUAGUACCUAGAUAGGCGCAUUUGUCCGCCAAUGCGACCCAAGUUCCACUCACGUAAAUCCUGGGCGUAGCGUGUUUGUUCGCCGUUGUCUCUGUGUUGAUGGACAUGUCGGAAUGGUGUGAUCGAUAAGACAGAGGUUUCCAAACCAAAGGUCACGCAAGAGGGAUUGGGUUAGACAGCUUUUACUGCUGAGGAAGUGUGUACACAAGGGCUCUGCAAGCACUCGCAGCGAGCAGUAUCUCCAGGCAAGUUGUGUUGCCUGUGUCCGCCGCUGGGGCGCUUAGACCCCAGCGCGUGUGUGCGUCCCCCGCUGUCUCAGUGCCCGCCAGCCAAUCAAAGAAGGGGCAGCGUUGAUUGGCCUCGAACACUCGCGAGGAUAGUGGCAAGCAUCGCGCGUACCAAAAGGGAGUCGACAGGGAGUGUGAGACGGAUAUGAGGGCAGAAUGACAAAGAGGCGGAGAACAAGGAGGCGCAGAUUACCACAGACAAUCCCAAGUUGGUGCAGACGGGGGCGAAGGCAUUCAUGCUUCUUUGCAUACCUGUUUCGCCAUGGUGUUGAGUACGCAGUCGUUCGCAAAGAGGAGGUCGUGACCAGAAUUUUUGGAUUUUCACUUUGGUGCCCGUAAAAAUCGGAGUUCAAAAAUCUGACAGUUGGUCCUGUAAAAGGCGUUCAUACCAGUGCGCCCUCACGAUAGAUGCUAGUCAGGAUGGCAGAGAACGUGAGGCCGAAGUGAAUGGCAGUUAGUACGCUACCCUGCUUUACUCCAGUGAUCACUGCAAAUGCUUCUGUGACUGCCCCCAUCGUCCGUGACAUUAGUCAUCAUUUCGUCAUGCAAUUGGCGUAUCGUGUGUGUGAAGUGCUCCGUUCAUCCGAAUUUCAAAAUGGUCCUGGAGAGUCGAUUACGAUUGACGAUAUAACAGAUCUUUGUCAGAUUCACAACGGUGGUGUGGAGGUCAGCAAGCACUUCUUGCAACACUUCUUCUGCAGUUGGCGGACAGCAAAGAUCAUUGCAGAGGUUCCAUGGCUCCCUCAAAAACGACAUUGGAUUUCCGGGAGAAGUCCUCCUUGUAUUUUGGUGUUGAGUCGACUGAGAGGGACACGAAUAGGGGCUUUCCCCUGAAAUAUUGAGGAGAUACUUGUAGAGCGACGCUCGGCGAUCACGAUACGGGACACACUCGUCCAGCUUUGGGACUCAGUCUCUGACCUUACCAGCAGACGCACAGCGGCUAGUAGGGCAUAUAAUCAGAACAAAAUCACCGGCAAAGACAGGGAAGACUGGAAUGGCCAUUUCUGGCUUGUUGGUUGUCCUCAGCCAAACCUCUCCAACCCCAAGUUCUUCAACCCCCGAGGCGCGAUCCUGCGAGUUGUUGGUCAGAAGACCAACGCCCUUACCGCUGAGCCACGAGCUCGUUGGCCCGAGGAUAUGGUCGCCUCUGUGAUUAUCGCAGUGUUGCUGGCCCCUUGAGCCUGUCUAUGUGGACAAUGGUCACAUUCUAAGUCCUUAGGAACAUAUCCUUGCCGUCACUUCUCCCGCAGAAAUGGGAAGUGAGCUUGUACAUCAGCGGAGGGCGGCCGUAUUCACAUGCUUCAGUCAAGAUUGCGUGAGCUCUCGUUGGUUCCUCACUGCAGGGCUGACGUACUGCCUUAUUUAUUCCUGGGCAUGAGGACCAGGCCAUUGAUCAUUUCACCUGGGGGGAGGCUGUCGAUGAUACCGUCGGAGACUUUGGAGACCUGGUUGGGGACAUCUCUAAAGUGUCUAACCGAGAGCUUCCGAACCUGCAAUUUCUCCUUGAGGAAUGUUGUUCCAUCGGGGCUGAUCAUCGACGCGGUCCCUUUGGUGUGGGGACAUAGACAGCCCUGGUUGAAGCAUUACAAUUGCGCAUAUCGCAGCGUUCCGUCCUACCUGUUAUUUCUUUAGCCUUGAGAUUCAUCCAUGCAUACUGUCUUUACCGCAGUCGUCAUUGAAUCAUAUGUCGACCGAGAGCAAAAGAAGGCUGCUUUGAAUACGUCGGGUCCAGAUUUUAUGUGGGUUUUGUGUUGCCUGUCUUCCUCGAAUAGCUGAGGACAGAUUUCUUCAUCGUCGUAUCGACGAGUCAUUCCUGGUGUUGACGGCGUCGACGUCCGAGACCGUCCUUGGUGAUUGGAUGAAUCGCGUCCCGCGGUCGGCACCCCUGUGUCCCCGUGGUGUCUUGUCUUCCAGGCGCCCAAUCCUCCUGCUGACCCUGCUCACACAGAGCCUCGAUGUCCACCUUGUAGCCCGCGUCUUCUAGGGUUUAACCGUCGACACUGAGGCUGCUGACCGUCCUACUAGGCAGACCAAGUAUGCCUUUUCGGUCAUUUCAAUACGGCCCCAUUUCGGCUGCAAAUUUUCUUCAGGACAACUUUUACUAUUCGGAUACCAUAAACAGAAAGUACUGGAGUCGCCGCCGAUCAACGGUCUUUCAUACUAUGUCUACCAAUUAACAGCCUUAUUCGGUGUCUGUGUGGUUUAAACUUAGUGCGGAUCAAAGAAACUUGGGUAGACAACAAAAGGAUGAAGUUCACUAGGCACGAUCACGCGAAGAGAUACCAAUGCGGAUCUAGCGUAUCCUUUUAGCAGUAUAUAGUCACGGCAUAAUAAAAGGUAAAAUCCGAAGUGACGCACUACCGAUCCGCUUAAAGAAGGGGACAUGUACUUUCUGUUCCUCCCUGAAGUUUCAAUCUACGUAGCCCGGGUUCCAACUCCAGGUCAUCCUGACCUGACUUAGGGUGCGGUCAUUUUAAUUCCUCUUAUCUUUGACGCUUUCCCGUCUACGAGGAGUGUGGAUUACAGGUUUAGAAGUUAGAAUUUAACCGCGCAGUCAUGAGCCACUUCUUUUAGGCUUUCAUGGUAGAGAGCACGAUUGGUAGUCAUUUCACUGAUGAAUUGUAUAAAUUAGUUCCCGCAAGGCAAGGUGAGGCAAACGUCUGAAAGAGGAAAUCACUACAUUUAUGCGGACAUUUAUACAGACAAGUUGCGAUGAUUUUGCAAGUAGAUAUACUCUUCAUAAAUCGGAAAGCUGUUAUACAGCCAUCGGAGUUAGAUCAACAGUCUCAGAGUGGUCCUCAAAGCUGUCACUCACGAGAAAAACACAAAAGUAGCCAGCAGGGUUCUGUUAUUUAGUUGUAAUAACACUGGCGAAAAUCAUAUCAGAGGCAAGCCGUGACCUACAACUUUACGCCUGCUUGAAUAGCAAUGCCCCCUUUCUCCUACAAUCGGUGACUCACUCAACAUAAAAACUAGCUAAUGAAAACACAGACCUGAGAUGUUAUCGAAAACUGAAUUUCCAGCCUUAUGACAAGCGCCCCAAGUCUUACGGGCAGUGACCGAAAUAACGCUAUCUUCAUUCCGAUCCUGGUGUGGCAUCAGAAAUAGAAAGUCUUGCACAUGCAUCACUAUACUGACGGAACGGGUAAGAAAUAAAGGCCCAGAGGCAUGUUUCCCGAUUUUUUGCCCCUACCUGACAAAGCUGCGAGGAGUUCGACUCGUCCGCGUUCCCCAUUUGCGCUCUGGUAUAUACUCCAGAUUUGAAUUUUCAGCUUUUGAAUUUCCUCAGAAAUUAAUUUGCUAAUUCAGAGUAAAUACUACGAAAUAAGGUUAAAUAGACUCAUUCCGAAAGUAAAUAUGAAUAUUUGUGGUGAAAUUCAGCUAGGAUUUGACUAGUAAUCGCGCUGUCUGUGUAGCGGAUCGUACACUACGUGUAUACUGCUGAUUGCGUGUUAGCGACUUAUAAAUAUUAAUGACUUUCCUGCCGAAACUGGUGGACUCGGGCUCAAAUGUCCGUAUCAACUUCCGGACUGAGCCUACAGAUUUCCAUUACGGAGGGUUUACUUCAAGUUAUCGCAUUAGUUUCUGAGGAGGUUAAAAAGUUGAAACAGAAAGUUUUGCUUCCAUUAUACCUCCGGACAAUGACCUUGUUGACAGCCAAUUGCCUCGAAGAACCAAAUUAGUGUACCACACGUAAGCACUGCAAUUGGUUAAAAGGUAAAUUCAAACGCUCGCGUGUCUGCACUGGGCGAUGUGGCUAUCAACACGGUGAAUUUUGGCGAUGGCCUAAAGUAGCCUAUCAAGCAUCCCUCUCUCUCUCUCUCUCGCGGCCAUUGUCACGCAUAACUGACGCACGUUGCCAUCUUCGUUACCUCUUCGUUGCCAUCUUAAAAAUACUGCGCUCAGUCUAUCCUUAUGUCAUUUGCCAUCAUCGUAGUGUCUCCGAGGUUGUGAAAUGUUCUUAUUUUCUCAGUGAUAAAGGCAGACCAGCCAACAUGAUCCUAUGCAAUGCAUGUAGGCGCAGCCGACUGAGGUUGUCUUUGUAGCCGUAGUAACUGGACGCUAGCCUCCCUGGAAAAAGCAGUUCUCAUAUUUAGGAGCGGAAUGUUUACUCGGGCUAACAAAUGCGAUGGGCUUUGUUGCGAUGUCAGCAACCAGCUAUAGCGGAUAUGGUAAUGCAUUCCUAUGUUUAAUGUCUUUACUUUCGGUUGUAAUUUAGAUUAGAAAGGGAUCUAAGUAGCAGUUAUUGUCCUUGUAAUGUUGUGAACUAUUUAGGACUAGGGAUUUCACAUGCCUGAAGACGUGCGACCUGGGGCGGAAUCCAACCGUUGACCUCUCGAAUUCCAGUCAAGUGCUCUGACACCUAAGCCACCGGGGGGUCUUCGCUGAAGUCGCAGAUGCUGAUAGGUUCUCUUCUGACUCGCAAAGACGGGAGAGAUGCGGUUUUUUAAAUUAAGUAUUGCUUCAAGCCAGAUAACUUUUUAACUCGCAGGUGUGAAUAGCAGCUAUGAGAAUGAAGUCAUGUGAUUUCCGAAGCAUUUUUCAUGGGGAACGUGACGAGAUUUCCGACCCAAACCUGCGACCGAAAGCACAGACUCACACGUAUGUAGACAACGCACAGACAGGGUCCAGCUAACUGGUCGCCAGUAGUAUCUAACCCAAGUCCCAACAUCUGGAAGUUUUCAGCGUCGGUGAAUAUUCAUUUACACAGGAAUGGGUGCACAGUACGUUUUUCCGUUUCCAGGACUGAUAACACUGAGGCAUGUUAGUUUCUGGGUGAGUAAAUACUCAGUCGACGGAGGAGAUUUUGCUGACAACGAGACGCUGGCAGAAAUUCGUCGGAUCAGAGCUAAUUGUGUAUUUGCUCGAUCUGGUCGGUGGAACGUUUGGGCAUGUGUUAUGUUUCAGAUUUCUGCUUAUAGCUUGCAAAAAGGUGCGAGUAAACCUGAUAAAAAGUCGUUACUUAGCCCUUUUGUUUCAGCUUAAAAUCUAAGCAUAUUUGCAGGGUAACAAUUGCGCAAACUUACACUUAUUGGGAUCCUGGCGAUCGCGCUGAGGCAGCCAUUUGGCGGACUGUUUGGGACAAACCAAACGAAAGUAGAGAAUGACAGCAGGGAAGGCGGAAAAUGACGAACGCAUUAGGCGCACCAAAUUUGACUUUUGUGAUGCAUAUGCGUCAGCUACCAAAGCAACAGACAUGAUUCCUUAUUUUUAAAGCAAAGAACCGGCAGGCACGGCAGGUUCAUUCGAAUUUUUAAACUAUACCUGCUCACAAAAACUCCUAAAUUUAGUAAGCUUAACUGUAAAGCAUAGAGCUAUGCGGGAGGCUUAAUUUGAAAUGCAGUUCGAGAGUACUACUAUUUAUAUUAAAGAAAACAGCUGAAUUGCACUGAUGUACGGACUGCGUUCCUUCUUACAGGACCUAGGGAUGAGUAAGUUGUAGACGUCUCUCAGUUUCGGGACAACUAAGGAACAAAGCACUCCGAUGACUCCGCCUGACCAUAAAACUUUGAUAAGUCUUUUAUACUGAACCCCUAUAAGAUAUGGUCGAAAUGAAUGUGGCUUAGUGGGGUUAAUAUUCCGUGUAAUGCCAUUCUUAGAACUCCUGUCGGCACAUGGAUAUAAUCCUAAGGUACUUUUCGUACCACUUUGUCAAAGAAGUGCCUACUUAAGGUACUCAAGGUAGACUGGCUCACUAGGAAUUGCUAAAUUAUCUAUUUGAUUCUCCGAAGGACAAUGGACAACAAUUUAUUUUGAAAUGUUUUCAUUCGCUAGACUCCGUUAAACGUCCUUCUCGAUGAAGAACAUCCUAACUGCUAUAUAUGCACAUAUACAUGCUCGAGAGGCGCUCAUGGAUAAGGUCGCAGGACGUGCUCGUCUCUGUGCGCAUAGGGUAUCAAUCUAGAGUCCUCGCAGACAGAUACACAGCGAUUAGAAGUAUAUACAAAUAAGGGGGUAGCGACAAACUGAUCACAACUGAUAGGAUAACGGACCUGUGAAUCAGUAGCGGGGUAUUGGACAACCUCACAGUCUGUGUGCACGGGUUCGAACUCCAGGCACUCGGGAUCCGGAAUUAGGUAUGGUUGGUCGUAGACGGGCAGUCAGCCAGGACUAACAACCCAGGUUUCCCUUGUCUUUUGUUGGCCAUAUCUUAUCUGCAUAUAUAUAUGUAUGAUGGUAGGGGCGUUCACCGAUCGUCCUUACGGAACACACUCGUUCCGUUGUGCUUUACGGGCUCUCUCUAGAGCCCAAACAGCAGCCGCACAGCGGCGCAUGAUAUACGCAGUAUGUUAUUACCGAUAAAGACAAGGGGAAUUGAAAUGGCCAUUUCUGGCUUAUUAGCCGCCGUCAGCCAGUCAUACCCAACCCCGAAGUGUGGAACACCCGAGGCUCGAACUCGGGACCUGUUAGUUAGAAGUCCACGCCUCUAACCACUGGGCCACGAGCCCGUUGGCCUGUCGGUUUUCGAUCGGGAAUAUACAGUGGUAGGGGGCGCUCACUGAUUUUAGGGCACAACGGAACGAGUAAGUUCCGCAAGAACGAUCAGUGAGCGCGCUAUACCAUUGUAUAUUCCCGAUCGAAAACCGACAGGGCAACGGGCUCGUGGCCCGGUGUGUAGAGACAGGACUUCUAAACCAACAGAUCGCGAGUUCGAGGCUCGGGUUUUCUACACUUCGGGGUUGGGUAUGGCUGGCUGACGACGGCUAAUAAGCCAGAAAUGGCCAUUCCAGUCUCCCUUGUCUUUGUCGGUAAUUCCAUUCUACUUAAAUUUUUAAUUAUGUUAUUUCUGAAGACCAUGAAAUGCCCAUCUGAUAAUGCUGCUUAUAAAUAUACUACAUGGUCUAGGUCAAUCGAAAAAUUGCAUGAGUUCUGCAUGAUAUCCUCCUAAGAGCUUCAAGCAGUGUGUGAUUUUCCUUUGGCGGACUGUAUACAGAAUGCAGUUUGGAAACCCUAAAUGUAAGUAUACCGGCAAGUCGGACUCAAAGGUAUUCUGGAAUUAGAAAAAAGUUAAAACCCAGCGAUACUCUUCAUCCAAGAAUAAUAUUUGAAGAAGACGCAAUCUUCUACCAAAUGAGUGCAAUAAAGAAUAUUUUUGCAGGCUUUCUAUAAAAUACAUUUGCAUCUACAAGGGCAUCGAAAAUCAGUUGGAAACAUUUAUGCUAUUUAUCUUGUAAUUUUUUAGAGUGCAGUUUUUACAGGCGAUCGAAAGGAAGUGCAUUCAAGAGUCGGCAUCCUGAUGUGACUGAAAUAUCUUAGGGUUAUGCUAUGUGGUGAUUAGUAUAGCGACCCUAUUUAAGUAGUCUCUUUGGGUCAAAACAGCGCAGAAUUUCGUUUAACACUUCAGGAGGUAGCACAUAUGCACGUAAGUUGGUAAGACGUCGUAGAAAGAGAGUAGACUUAGGCAGAACUGUUUUGGGCUUAGCCUGCCUUCGUUCACUCACCCACAACUCUCCCCACGCUCUGGGAUCUGAAACGCAUACAUGCACACGCAUAUAACGCAGGAAAGGUCUAUGAAAUGGACAGAACAGAAGUUUAUUUGUACCUCAUCAACUGUCAUCCUUUGCUGAUGUUGAUCAAGUAUUUAUUUAAGCUACCCCCAUUCUGCUUCCCUGCCUGGGUGGUGGUUGCCUGUGCGUGAUCUCUGUCACUCAUAAGAAGUUUGUCUGCCUCGGGAAGCCAAUGAGGUAACAAUUGGGAGAUGGCACCCAAAAAAUCCGCCCAACCAAAGCAGCCUGUCUUACGGGACAGGUGGUAAUAGGGGUUUUACGGGUGGGGCCUUCGAUUGCGUGGAUAAAUAUAAAUAAUACUAAGAAGUUUUUUUCAGAAAUGGCUUUUCGAACGAUAAAGUUUAACCCCAUCACUAUAUGGCAAGAAAAAUUUGCGCGGUGUCGGACUUACUUGAAGAGGCAUAUAAUAUGAAGUCGAUCCAGCUCGUAUUCCCUGCUUAAUUGCUUUUUUAAAUAAGGGAUUGAAAGCGGAAUGCAGUUGGCUAAAGGAAACGUUCUACGUUGUGCUGUUCAUGACCCUAUGCCUUCAUAUCCUCGCUUUUAAAACUGCACGUUCAAUAAACACAGAGGACUGAUUGAAAACAUCGCCGCACUUGACCCCGACGAGAGUUGCCAUUUUGUGAAAUUGCUUAGCUGAUGACACCGUCUGUCUAGGAUUGUAUGCUUCUAAAGCUUUCCGGCCCUCAGUAAAAUACCCUUAUUUUAUUCCUUUCAUCAGCCUGUGGACGAACACUCAUGCAGUCCUCCGGCAUAUUCUCAUCUCCCAAUUGCUACCGCCAAUGAAUCUGUGUGCAUUCGUGCCAGCUUUAAUACAUCUAUAUAUCAGUAUUGUAGAGGCAGUAUGCAUCCCGAGCCCCUAUAAUGGAGAGAGAAGAAGUUUUGCGGAAACAGUCGAGCUGUACUCAUGAAUUUUCGGGUUAAUGACACCAACAGAGGGUCAGACGGAAUGAAGACAAAGGGCAAAUGGAGACUGUCACACUAAACCACUUGGCGCCACAGGACAUUGACAGGCGGACCAUUAGCGUGUUAGAUAAAUGUGGUGGGCACAGGGUAACGGUAGGUACCUGAGCGGAGGGCGAGGAGGGGGAUACAGUUACGGCGCCCAAUGCCAGAGGAGAAGGGAGAAUGAUAGGUUAGCGGGGCUGCGGGUGGCUGGAUUAGCGGUCGCUUAGCGGCAUGAGGCAGGGCCCAGUGAGUCGUGAUCCCAGGCCCUCAUAAUGGACGCCUAGGUCAACAUGGCAGUUGACAUUGUCAGCAGUUAAGUACCUUGCCUCGAUAAAUUCUCUCGCGCGUUUGUGUUGGCCAGGGCGAUGCCACUAUCUCGCCCCUUUAGUCAUUCGUAUAAUCAUAAGUGACUUAAGGUCGUCGAUUUCGAGAAUAAAUCGAUUCGUGUAUGGCAAUCACCUGGUUGUCGUCACCCUACCGAACGCUGGUGACAUGCGAAGGAAACAGCCUCUUUUAUUUGGAUGCACAAGUUUUCAAGUAUUGGGAGGUCGGAAAUAAAUGUCGUUUUCUAUAAAUGGCACGAAAAGUCUUUGCUGAAAACGUUUUAUUUUUUAAUCUGUUGCAUAAAUCGUCAUCGUUAUCAAUCACUAUUGUCAAUCUUGGGAACAAUUUUUCAAUACCCUCUUUGUAAAAGGAAGUUUGUUAUGUAAAAAAGAAUUUCGAGAGCCCUGUUUCGACACCAACGCCGUUUCGAAAAGUUUUUACACCAGGAAAUGCUUCAAAUAUCCGAACGAACGAUAAUCAGUUGGCGUACAGUCAGCUGAACAGGGUGGAUGGGGCAAAAGUUCCCACUCUAAGUCUCAGAUUUUGUCCUGAGACCUUCUCGCGCUGUCAUGCAGCCGAAUGUCAAAUUCUCUAUUGAUGAGGGCUCGAUGUUUAACGGCAAAGAACUGGCUUAAACGUUCUGAUUAUCGACAAUAAAGGCUUGCUGUUACGGUCUGACUGUUUUGUAAUCAUCCAGAGUGAAGUAUGCCUAACAUAGAUGGCCAAGGACACGGUGAGACUUUCUUGGAGUAUGGUCCUGAUUUCGACGCAGGAACCGAUGUCUAAUUUGUGGAAAGCCAUUUAUGUUGGCGAUUGUUGUUAACGUAAAGAAUCCAUUCCCUAUCUCCAGACACAAUUCAAUGAAGAAAUGGUUCCCUCUCCUGGGUGCUUAGUAAAAAUUGCGGAUUGCGAAAAACUAGGGCUUUGUUUUCUGUCGAACAAACACAGUGCGCUGACCUGCCCUAUCUGUUGAAUGUGCUCCUAAUAGAAGCCAUGAUGAUUUUAGAUUUUUCGACAGUUCUUAAUGGUUUGACGGGGAUCUGCCUCAAUGGUUGCGCGCAAAAGGUUAUUAUUCAGCUCCACUGGUCUUCCUGGACGAUGGGAAUCGAAGAAGCCCAAAUUGCCAGAUUGGAGUUGCCUGAACCAACACUGGCACUUGUGGACAUCUAGAGCAUUCGGAUAUACACCGCAAAAUGUUUUGGUGGCUGUUGUUACAUUGCUUCCCUUGCUAACAUCAUAAAGCCCUUUGGAUUUUAUGCCUCCUUUUUUUGUCAGGCCCCAUUUAAAACCAAAACACAUAUCGAAUUAUAAAAAACAAACGCUAACUGAUUUAAAAAGACACAUUGUUCGAAUUCAGCAGAUAUAAACACUUAAUGAAUAACAUCCUAAUUAAGACCACAAAAACGACAUUACGUCACCGUACCGCCCACAUAUUCUGAAUAUUUCUAAAUGUGUGCUUAAAUUAGGGGUCGAUCGAGACGUUUUUGUUAUUGACUUGAUUGUUGUUGACACGAAGACGACGACGAAUUGACUGCGGAGUCGUGGCACAAAGAGCACAAGUCCUGAGAGUUGUGACAGUUCGCUGGACGUAGUCGGUGAACGCCGUGUUCACCAGACUGAGUGUUUGGCUUGGAUAAUGGGUGAUGGACUCCGGUGAACCGUGUUUAUUUUACAGUGGAAGUGUUCAAAUAUAUUUGUAUAGCCCUAAAUGUGUGUUGAAAACAGAGGCAGAGUCUUUUUCGUUGUCACCAUGGCCAGGAGAUGUAGGGCUGUCCAGUUAGGGGGCAAACGAUGUACGUGUGGUAGGUCAUAUCAUCCGUCGCGUCCAGGUGGUGGCUGCGCCGCACGGCACGUAACUCUCAUUUGUGGCUCCCCGAAGCUAGUCUCUGCCUAGCGUCCACACAAAGGUAAUCGCCUCGACCGGUUGCUUAGACCGGAUAAGAGUAUUCGGUGCUGCUGUGUCCCCCAUAAUUCUUCCAACAUAUCACCUUCCCAUACUUUUCACUCCAAAAAGCCCUACGGAGCAGAUGAAAUGCGAUUCCGAAGGCGGCCCAGUCUAACACGUGUCGUCCUCCCACCAAAACAUUCGUGAACCAUGGUGGCGUUCGACAGCCGCCUGUGAUGUCUAAAUAGCCAAAGCUAUGGAUAGCACUGCUUACUCCUCUGAGAAGAAGGGACCGGAAGGGUGUCCUAAAAAAUGCUGGAAAAUCAGUUAAUCUGCGAGUAUACUGUGGCUUUUAGGUGCAAAACUCGCGAUCAACACUCUACGUGAAGCACAACCACUCCCGUCUCCCUCCCCUCAGUCACACCCCACAGGAUGCUACGGUGAGUCUGCUUACUCUGGCAGUCUGGAAUUUCCGUCCCAUUUUAGACACACCGAAAAGCAGCUGGCCGGAACGGAGAACGGCGUUGGCCGGUCGAGAGCUGGUGUGCCGCAAGAUGGACAUGGCUGUUCUCAGCUAGGCUCGAACCUCUGAAGAAGAUAAACUGGAGAAGGUGGGCGCUGACUAUGCCACGGAGUUACAGACACGAUCUUCACCGCCCGACAGCCGCAAGAGAGAUGCCAAGAAAUGCUGAUCACCCUCCACACUCUCUUCGUGGACUUGAUGAAAGCCUUCGGCACGGUGAAUCGCGAUGGACUGGGCAGAAUCAUGCAGAAAUCUGACUAUCAUAAGCGACUCACACACAUGGUACUUUAGUUCCACGGCAGUGUGAUGGCCCAUGUCACGCACAAUGGGAGAGUCUCAGAAACAUUUGCAGUGGCCAACGGAGUGGAGCAGGGCUGAAUACUGACCCCCAGUAUAAAAGUGAAUGAAGCCCCACUGGGAUCCGUGGACAGCUUCGCCUGCCUAGGCAGCGACAUUUCAGACUGCAAGCAAGACGACGAAGUGGACCACAGGAUCUCCACUAGCAGUCAGGCUGAAGUGCCCAGCGGUCAUCUCGUGGAGAGGGACGACGAGCGACCGUCCAAGCGAUUAUUCUAGGACGAUUCCGCUACUGGCGGUCGCCAACAGGACGAACACUUUGCGGACCUCCCUUAAGGAUUUACAAAUUGAACGGGAGCAUCGGAAAAACCUCGCCCAAGACCAAUCCGCUUGGAGAAGUACGAUGAAGGUUGAAGCAAAAAUUUGUGAAACCAACCAGAUCGCCGCUGCCAAAGCCAGAACAGCGUCCUGCAUAUGUCAAACGUCUCCGAUCCACAACGUCAGCACCCAACCCCCUCCAACAUCCCCACGUUGCCAACGCAUUUCUCCCGCACGAAGUGGUCUCGUCGGACAUCUCCGGACCAAUUACAACAGGAACCAGACAACGUCACCAUCGUCACCCCCCUUCACCAAAACCUACGACGACAACAACCACCAGCAUUGUCGCUACCGGUGAUCGCAUUCGUGAUUCUCCGGCGCCUCGAUCAACGUCGUUGGUUCACACCAUCUCUAUCAUCCCUGCCACAACGCCUGCGACGACAACUACCACCUCUCCAAUCCCCGCCACCUGUGAUAACACUCCCGAAGCCCCGUUAGCCACUACCCUCACCACCAUCACCCCUACCAUUCCCACCACCAGUAAUGUGGACUCUAUCUCAACCUGUCCAUGUUGCGAUUGCACGUCCGCCUCAUCCAUCGGCCUAUUUGCUCACAUGCGCUACCACGCUAACCUGCGCUAA